This is a messenger RNA of Emericellopsis atlantica, 1704 nucleotides long. Its product is annotated as ribonucleotide reductase. NCBI's taxonomy places the organism in Eukaryota, Fungi, Ascomycota, Sordariomycetes, Hypocreales, Bionectriaceae. The transcript has 4 exons. Gene Ontology annotation, molecular function: oxidoreductase activity. Gene Ontology annotation, biological process: deoxyribonucleotide biosynthetic process. The record is from RefSeq and is a predicted model, not a curated record. The coding region runs from base 165 to 1430 and encodes 421 amino acids.
UCUUCUGUUCUACAAAAGCCGAAGCGUGCUUCCUCUGCCUAGCACCUCGACCAUCGCGCUCACAACCACCACUGCCUCUGCAAUUACCUUUCAAAAGACUACUCUGCACGCUUCUUCCUCUGAUAGACACUCUCAUUUUCAUACGUUCUUCAACUCACAUCACAAUGGCCACCGAGCUCACUCCUUCGAAGCAGGCCGCUUCCGCCAUUGACUCUUUCAAGAUGGAGUCGCCCGUCAAGAAGCUCGAUUUCAAGAACGCCGACAAAGAAAACAACCCCACCACCGAGAAAUCAUUGUCCGAGCGGAUGGACAGCUACAAGUCCUUGGUCGAGGAAGCGAAAAAGGUUGAGGAGACAAAGAAGGUCGAGAAGACCGAGUCCAAGCCUGCUGUCGCUCCCGGCAUCAAGGCCGAAGAGUGUGACGAGCCCAUUCUCCAGGAGAACCCUGGGCGAUUCGUCCUCUUCCCCAUCAAGUAUCACGAGAUCUGGCAAAUGUACAAGAAGGCUGAGGCCUCUUUCUGGACCGCCGAGGAGAUUGAUCUGUCCAAGGAUCUUCACGACUGGAACAACCGCAUCAACGAUGAUGAGAAGUACUUCAUCUCUCACAUUCUCGCCUUCUUUGCCGCCUCGGACGGCAUCGUCAACGAGAACUUGGUCGAGCGCUUCAGCGGUGAGGUCCAGAUCCCUGAGGCUCGCUGCUUCUACGGUUUCCAAAUCAUGAUGGAGAACGUCCAUUCCGAGACAUACUCGCUCCUGAUCGACACAUACGUGAAGGAGCAGGCUCAACGCCAGUACCUCUUCAACGCCAUUGAGACCAUUCCUUGCAUUCGCAAGAAGGCCGAUUGGGCCGUCCGCUGGAUUCAGGACAAGGAUUCCACAUUUGCCCAGCGCCUUGUUGCCUUCGCCGCUGUUGAGGGUAUCUUCUUCAGUGGAGCCUUCGCGUCCAUCUUCUGGCUCAAGAAGCGUGGCCUCAUGCCCGGCCUGACCUUCUCCAACGAGCUCAUCUCGCGUGAUGAGGGUCUGCACACUGACUUUGCUUGCCUGCUCCACUCGCACCUGAAGAACCGCGCCAGCAAGGAGAUGAUCAAGUCGAUCAUCACCGACGCCGUCACAAUCGAGCAGGAGUUCCUCACCGAGGCCCUCCCCUGCGCUCUCCUCGGCAUGAACGCCAACUUGAUGAAGCAGUACAUUGAGUUCGUGGCCGACCGCCUCCUGGUUGCCUUUGGCAACGACAAGAUCUACAACUCAUCCAACCCCUUCGACUUCAUGGAGAACAUCUCCCUGGGAGGCAAGACCAACUUCUUCGAGAAGCGCGUCGGCGAGUACCAGAAGGCCGGUGUCAUGAACAGCACAAACAAGAAAGAAGAGGCUGCCGCAGGUGCCAGCGAAAACAAGGAAGGGGGCGACUUCAGCUUCGAUGAUGACUUCUAAGUGUAUCGCGCACUUUUCUGACACGAAGUUGUCAUUCCGUAUAUACCCAUUUGUUGUUGUCGAUUGUACAUUGCGGCGCGACGAGCCAAGGUCGCUCUGUUGCGGAGAAGGGUUGCUUUUUGUCUACAGGUACAGCAGGGAGACGGCGAUCCCCAUGGCGUUUCGGGUGUUGAUUUACGAAUUGGGUAACCGGCACGCUUGCGAUGGAUGAUGAUGGAAUACUCCGGUUUUAGAGUACAUUUUAAGAUAAUGCGAACCUCAUGUGAACUGAGCA